GCUAUCGUUGUGUGAUCCGGAAAUGUAAGGUUCCCGAGCAAGAGGAUCUGAAAAUAUUCGUGUACAAACUAAAAUAUGGAUGAAACCCGAGGAGACCCUUCCGCGGAAGACAGUCCAAGCACUUUAACUCCGGUUUUGAGAAUAAGUCAGCUGGAUGCUUUUGAACUGGAUACCGCUCUGGAGCAGCUUGUUUGGUCACAGUUCAGCCAGUGUUUCCAGCAUUUCAAACCCGGACAUUUAACCCCCUUUGAACCGGAGCUGAAAGCACUCCUACAGCUCCUUCUGUGGAGGUUCACCGUCUAUUCCCGCAGUGCCACGGCGGGGCAGUCCCUGCUCAACAUCAGAUACAAAAACGAUCUCUCGCAGGCCCGGAGGUACCGGCCGAUGAGUCGGAGGCAGAAGCUGUGGUUUGCCCUGUGCGCCAUCGGAGAGAAGUGGCUCAAAGAGCGGUCUCACAGCCUGUUCCUCAACCGCCCCGCCGAGUCCGCCGUUCACAAAGCCCGCCGCGCGCUCGCGUUCCUCGACGGCUUCGCCAAAGUGGCCAGCCUCCUCAACUUCCUGGUUUUCCUUCAGAAGGGACGGUUUCCCACCCUGACCGAGCGGUUCCUGGGGGUGAGGGCGGUGUUCAGCCGGCCCCAGGGCGUCCGCGACGUCGGGUUCCAGUACGUGAACCGCGAGCUGCUCUGGCACGGCUUCGCCGAGUUCCUCAUCUUCCUCUUCCCCCUGGUCAACACGCGCAGACUGAAAGCGAGCGUGCGCUCUCUCUUCUCUCCCCCGGAAGGGCAGGGCGUGCCCGCGGAGGCCGCCCACUGCACCGAGUGUGCCCUCUGCGGCGAGUGGCCAACCAUGCCGCACACCGUGGGCUGCAGCCACGUCUUCUGCUACUACUGCGUGAAGAGCCACUCCAUAGCUGACAUGUACCUCUCGUGUCCGAAAUGCGGCACGGAGGUCAAGGGCCUGGAACCUGUGAAGAUGCAGAUUCAGCCUGUUUGAGGACACGUCUUGAUUUGGACCUUCAUCAGUGCAGUGUUUUGCUUUGUUGAAAAGCGGCCAUAAUGAUAUUAAUAUUUGUAAGCCUAUCAUGUGAAAUAAAAUGAACAGUUUAAAUAAAAGAUGUAGUGGUAUAAAUUGCACAUUUGUCAAUAAAUGUGAACGUGUUUUUCCAAUGGAAAAUGAGUUUUAAAAAUCUGAUUAAUUAAAAAAACAAAUGUAAAUGUAAAUUUACACCUUGUUUUCAGUUUCUAACAUGCAGUUGCAUGGAAAUCAUUGUAGCUCUUACGAAUCUUAAAAAAUAAAUGGACUAAAAUAUGA
Messenger RNA from Anguilla anguilla (European eel), 1311 nucleotides. It is a transcript of the gene pex2, whose product is annotated as peroxisomal biogenesis factor 2. Gene Ontology annotation, biological process: protein import into peroxisome matrix. The transcript is spliced from 2 exons. Gene Ontology annotation, cellular component: peroxisomal membrane. Gene Ontology annotation, molecular function: zinc ion binding. The record is from RefSeq and is a predicted model, not a curated record. The coding region runs from base 76 to 993 and encodes 305 amino acids. Lineage: Eukaryota; Metazoa; Chordata; Actinopteri; Anguilliformes; Anguillidae.